Molecule: messenger RNA, 1560 nt
Organism: Theileria orientalis strain Shintoku
Lineage: Eukaryota; Apicomplexa; Aconoidasida; Piroplasmida; Theileriidae
Exons: 5
Coding region: 1-1560 (519 amino acids)
Source: RefSeq, a predicted model, not a curated record
AUGUUCGCACGCAAAAUUCGCUUAAAUUUUACUUUUUCUGGAUGUGAAAAUAUAAAGCAGUUUUUGAGAUUCCACAACCGCUCUGAUGUAGACCCAAACCUGUUUUUUUCCAAACUACUUGAUGAAUACCGUAGUUUGACUCCCAUCGAGAGUGUUUUAGCCUCUAACUACCUAAAUAAAAUAUUUUACGACUCAUCUAAAUGUAGUUUUUCACCUAGUGAUGUUUUAGAUUUAAAAAAGCAGCUGAUAAACAACAUUCGUUCUAAGUUAUAUUCACUGUCUGACUUGAAAGAACUAUGUAACAUAACAAUUCACAUUUGUGAAUCGGGGAUUUUAACCAAAAAUUACGUUUCCGACUUUUUAAGUAGGCUUGAUAAGCUCAUUCCCUCAAUUAAUUUCGAAUGUGUGCCGUUUAUUUGUGAAUCUCUGGCUCAUCUACACGCCAAAGGUACGCCACCUCCGCGCAAUUUAAUAUUCUUAGGCUACAAAGUGGACAACGUGUGUAUUAAAUUUUACAACGUGUUAACAUCCGAUAACAUUGUGGAGAAGUUAGAUAACCUGAGCUUGGUGAAACUCGUGGAAUAUUUUAACAAUUUAAACGUAAACAACGUUCAUCUGGAAAAGAAAAUUGGUGCGUUUGCUACAUUUCAUAAAAUUUUAGCUUCCGUUAUUAAAGAUAGGCUACGGUCUAACAGUAUACCUACUGAUGCAAUCAUUUCGCUCAUUGAAGCUAACGACUUCAGAAGAUCUAAGUUGCAUUUCCUAAAUCAAUCGCUACUGUCUACAAUUUUAAAGGACGACCAGAUAGGUUUAGAAGCCAUCGUAAAGUGUUUAAAUUCCUGUAAGGAUCUGAGGGGCGGUUUUGAUACGUUGGAUAAAUUUCUUCUAUCAAAUGCUGAUAACCUGGCGCUCCAUUUUAAAUUGGAUUUGCUGGACAACUUUGCUCGAUUUAAGUACAAACCUGCUUAUUUGAGCGAUUUUGUUGAAGGGAUUUGCAAGGAUCUGCCACACUUUACGUUCGAGCAAGUUUUACGACUGUUCAAAAACACCUAUGAGCUCAACGUAAAUAACAAGUGUGACUAUAUGGAUAACCGCUUGAUUGACUUCAUUGAUUCUGACGUUAAAAACUACUUGGACGCCUUGACUCACCGUUACGAGGUUAAGAGGGGCUCUGACCAUGCUUACGUUUCCAAUUUAAUCCUUUCCUUAUCGCAUACUAUCUAUGAACAGGUUAAGAUUGGUGGAUUUUACCUUGAUUUCAUUCGGCCUCGCGGGCGAGCUCCUGCUCCCUUCAUCCCUUCUGAGCACGGCAUCGCCGUGCUCAUUGCCGAGUGCUAUAAAACCAACUCCGAUCACUCGCAUACCCGCGAUUCUCAUUCCUCCGUUCCCACUUCACCGUCUGUUGCUGUAGAGGAAUGCAGCGGCUACUUACUCGUGAAAAACGCACUCAACAGAUUACAUGUAAGGUUUUUGUGUGUUUCCGUGUGUGCUCUGCGUGCUUUAAACAGAAAGCAGAGGUUGGAAUACAUGAAGAUGCUAAUUUCUAAGCACACAGGCUAA